This is a messenger RNA of Triticum urartu, 2347 nucleotides long. Its product is annotated as origin of replication complex subunit 6. Gene Ontology annotation, cellular component: nuclear origin of replication recognition complex. Gene Ontology annotation, molecular function: DNA binding. The record is from RefSeq and is a predicted model, not a curated record. Gene Ontology annotation, biological process: DNA replication; DNA replication initiation. NCBI's taxonomy places the organism in Eukaryota, Viridiplantae, Streptophyta, Magnoliopsida, Poales, Poaceae.
AGAUGAACAAGUAGCUACACAAUGCUCCUGGAGCUGUUUGGUGAGAGGAGGAAGAAGGGCACGACUCGCUCUCUUCUUCUCCUUAUGUGGUGUCUAAAACUAGCAGGGAUCAACCCUUUGCAUGGAUGUCCCGAGGGGUUUAUAUAGGCCUACCCCCCAGGGGUACAAUGGUAAACCGGCUGGGCGCGGGGCCCAGCCGUCUGUGUCUACACUCGCCGGCUUCUGCGCCGGCUGGUGGAUCCCGCUGGCUGCCGGCUCCUUGGCCGACAGGCAGGCCCCACUGUCCAGGGCCUGGUCGGUGGCUGAUUACUGUUGCUCAAUUCUGGUGGCGAGGGCUUCGCCGAGGUGGGCGUGGCUACAGUGCCGCCGUCUGGCGGGUGAUCACUGUAGCCUCACUGCGUCUUGUCUCCUUAAUGGGGUGUCCUCUCCGAGGAGAGGGCAAGCCGGAUGUGGAGAGCCGGCUCUGUCUCGGGCCGACUGGGGGAGGACUGGCCGCCUUCGGGUGUCUCUCUGCCCGAAGGGGCCCACCGCCUGUGGGCCACACUGGCAGCCCGUCGUGAAUGGCAUCAGGGGCAACGUGGCAACAGUGCUGCGCCGGACGGGUCAUGGCCACCCGUACGACGCACUGUGCCAGACGUGCUCCGAGAUUUGGGGGUGGCAGGCUUUACUGUAGCCACGCCCCGUCACAUCGCCGUUACGUGGAUGCAGACUUUGAGGGUACGAUCUUAACCGCUUUGUGGGAGCCGGCUUCUUGGAGUCGGCCUUCUCACGGCCGGCUCCUCGGAGCCGGCCCUCCCGUGACUCUCUUCAUGAGGGCUGAAGUCGGGCCGCCUUUCGAUAGUCGGCCUGGGAGUCAGCCGGCAAAGGGAAGGCGGUCCCAUGUCUUGGUUUCUUGAGGGCCGAAUGAGUUUGUAAUUUUUUUCAGAAGGGCUAGGGGGAGCCGGCUAAGCUACCCAUGAUUAUUUACUCCGACAAAAGUACUCCUUAAUUAAUGAUUUUGUCGUUUAGAUUUUCCUAAUAGAUUUUUUUUGAGAGAAACUCGCCAUCUUUAUUCAACCAAAGCAAAGGUCAUAUGUACAAGGUUAGUUAAUCAGACCACUCACAGAUGCACUCCUCGUCUAAUCAGACCACUCACCAGCCCACCCGAGCCUAGCCCAACCCAGCAACCAAGCCCACCCAUCUUUUUUUAGUUGAGCCCACCCACCCCAUUGGCCCAUAAGCCGCGACUCCGAAGGGCGUAGGCGCGAAAAAUAGCACAUAUUCCAGCGCCAAAACAAUCCGAAAACCGAAACCGUCUCCCCCUCCGGCCCCGCCCCUGCACCCGCUUCGCGCCAAUUCCCGCCACCAACCCACCGGCGGCGGCUAUGGACAUGUCGGCGAUCGCCGCCCGCCUCGGCCUCUCCGGCUCUCGUCCCUUUGUGCGCAAGGCCGCCGAGCUCCGACGCCUCUGCGACAUCAACUUCGACUCCUCCGUCCUCGGCAUCGUGAGCAUCCCGCACCGCCCCUCGAAUCACCUCCUCUCCCUCGAUCUCUCCGUCGUACGUGUCUCUGAUGCUGGUUUCGCGCAGGGGGAGGUGUGCAAGGCCAUCAUCUGCCUUGAGGUCGCCGCGACCAAGUUUCAGGUGAUGUUUGAUCGGUCAGAGGCGGUGCAGAUGAGUGGGAUGUCGGAGAAGGCAUACAUCAGAUCGUUCAACGCGCUGCAAAAUGGCCUUGGUGUCAAGACGACAUUGGAUGUGCGUGAAUUGGGCAUCCAGUUCGGCUGUGUCAGGCUGAUACCUUUUGUGCAGAAGGGAUUGGUGCUGUACAAGGAGCGUUUCUUGGCUGCAUUGCCUCCUUCUCGGCGAUCAAGCACGGACUUUGGUCGGCCAAUGUUUACUGCAGCAGCAUUCUGUUUAUGUGCAAAGAGGCAUAAGCUCAAAGUUGACAAACUGAAGCUAAUUGACCUGUGUGGUACAUCUAGCUCUGGAUUUACAACGGUUUCGACAUCUAUGGGGGACCUUUGUUUUGAUGUUUUCGGGAUAGCCAAGGAGAAGAAGGAUCCAACCUCCAUCAAAGGAAAUAGAGAACUGCUGGAUGUUUUGCCUAGCAAAAGGAAACAUGAGGAUGACAGCGAUCAUUCCGAUGAAUCAUCGGGGAAUGACAAUGAUGACAAGCUAGAUGUAUGAGCCUGCUUAAUAUGAGUUGCUUUUCAAGUAUUACUUUAAUUGUUAGUUGUGAAAUUCAUGACGUAAACCUACAAGUGUUUUGUAAUGCCCACGAUGCGGCUAUAUCUCCCACGUGUCGAAGCACGACUUAGAGGCAUAACCACAUUGUAAGCAAUGUCGCAAGUGAGGUAAUCUUCACACAA